This is a messenger RNA of Ochlerotatus camptorhynchus, 925 nucleotides long. RefSeq names its product Hus1-like checkpoint clamp component (gene Hus1-like). Gene Ontology annotation, biological process: meiotic DNA integrity checkpoint signaling; nucleotide-excision repair; mitotic DNA replication checkpoint signaling. The transcript has a single exon. Gene Ontology annotation, cellular component: nucleolus; checkpoint clamp complex; site of double-strand break. The coding region runs from base 43 to 921 and encodes 292 amino acids. The record is from RefSeq and is a predicted model, not a curated record. NCBI's taxonomy places the organism in Eukaryota, Metazoa, Arthropoda, Insecta, Diptera, Culicidae.
CACGGAGUGAUUAACCGUCCGUGUUGUGUUUUGCGAACCGAAAUGAAAUUCCGAGCCGUAAUAACGGAUACAUUGUGCAUGCGCGAGCUACUGGACAUUGUGACCACAUUCUCGCGAAUAAACCGCAAUAUUGCCAUCAACAUCCAACCGUCGAAGGUGAUCAUUCAAAUCGAAGGCGAAGUGGAAGCCGGUCAGUGUCUGUGGUGUGAAAUCGAUGCAUCGAAUCGGAACGGAUUCUUCAGCGAGUUUGUCAUGGACGGGGUGGAUGCGGAACACAAUCAAAUUUAUCUGAUGGCAGCGACGUCCAACCUGGUGCAAGCGUUGUCCUACACGCGGAACAAUACGAUGGACUACGUGAAGAUGAAGCUGGUGAAAACGGACGUCGCUUGUCUGGAGGUGGAAAUGAGCGGGAUAGUACAUAACGAAAGCGAUAUCAUGAACCCGAAGGUGCAGCAUCAGAUCCCCGUUACGGUGGUACCCAGGAGUGAGUGGGGAAAUUUCGAUCUUCCACUGGAUAUGGUCUACGACCUAACGGUGAUGCUGCCUUCGGUGAAGUCCUUGAAGGGUUUGAUGGAUAAGAAGAAGAAUAUGUCACCAUCGGUGACGAUCUACGCUACGCUGGCCGGAGAGUUAUCGCUGGUAGUGGAAACGGAUGUAGUUACCGUGGCCAGUCACUUCAAGGGAUUACAGUGUGCCCGGGCGAAACCACCGGACGGGGGUGAGACCGAGCCUGAGCAAGAAACCCUGGAAGCAGCAUGCAAAGUGGACGCCAAAAAGCUGUCCACCCUGCUGGAGAGUGUGGACUUUUGUGAAACGAAAAUGAUUGCCAACAUCAAAAACGAACACCUGUUGAAAAUAAAGUUCGAAAUGAGGGAACACGUGUUCAUGAACUUCAUUCUACCGGCUGUGGAUUUCGAAUAAAAGG